CCUAAGAAACAGAACAAGAGUAGAAAGACAGGCAGCUAGCUGUAAGACAACAAACAGCCUAACCAGAGAAUAAGGAAGAACACACCGGGGAAAUAAGCACACCAUAACAAGAAUAAUACACGUUGACAACAAAGACAAUUGGGCAUGAAAUACAUGUGAGGGAACGUUACCGCUGCAAGAGAAAUAAGUGUUGGAAAACUGUGGGAGUGAGGGAUCAGAAGAACCGUGUCCGGGUCUACAUCUGUGCGUGAGGUGUGUGUGUGUAUCCUGGCUCGCUCCACCAUGUGGCCGCUGUUCAGCGUGUGUGUGUUCGGUUUGCUGGGGUUCAUCAGUGGCCAGGACCACGCUGCUCACUGGAGGGGGAACGACCGGAGCGGACGCUGCCAGUACACCUUCACCGUACCCAGCCCCAGCGAGGCCAGCUGCCCCCCUGCAGUGACCGGAGGACCGGAGAUGGAGGGGCUCAAGGCCAGACUCAGCCUGCUGGAGGUGCUGGUGACCAGGCUGACUGGAGAAGGGAAGGGGGGUCCCGGGUCUGGGUCCCGGUCCCUGAAGGAUCUGCAGACAGCUCUGACCCAGACUAUGGGAGAGAGGAGCCAGCUGCUGGCUGAGAAGGAGCGUCUGCAGAGGGAUGUGGAGGAGCUGCAGAAGAGGAUGGAGGACAUGAGGAGGGAGACUGAGAGACUGAGGAGCAGGCCCUGUCACCCCCAAACGCCUCCGGUACAACCCAACGCCCCUCUGCAGGACAGAGGAGUACGAACAGCCGGAGGUGCUGCUGUUCUCUCUCACCUGGUGUCUGGUCAUGGGACACAACGGGACACUGGCAGCCUGAGAGACCCAGCAUGGCAGUAUGGUGGAAGUCUAGCGUUCCAGGAGAUGAAGGCUGAUGUUACUGAGGUUCCGGCUCCUAGUCCUGUAGGCUCAGAAGACAGGACAGAUUGUGGGGAGCUGUUAUCAAUAAGUGAGCCUGUGUCCCAUCGCAUGGCUGACAGUAUAGCUGGAAAAUACGGGGUUUGGAUGCAGGACCCAGAGGCUGUAUCCCCCUACGGAGGAAAUAUGGUCUGGCGCAUCGAUACAGUGGGAACGGAAGUCAGACAGCUGUUUGGUUACGAGGAUAUGGAUCAACUCUCUAAAGGCUUCCCUACCAAGGUGUUGCUGUUGCCGGAGUCCGUGGAGAGCACAGGGGCGACCAUGUACCGCGGCUCUCUGUACUACCAGCGUCGCCGCAGUCGCACCCUGUUGAGAUUCGACCUGGCGACUGAGAGCAUCGCCGCCCGCCGAGACCUGCCCCACGCUGGCUUCCAUGGCCAGUUCCCCUACUCCUGGGGGGGCUACACCGACAUCGACCUGGAGGUGGACGAGCAGGGGCUUUGGGUUGUCUACAGCACCAGCAAGGCCAGAGGAGCCAUUGUGAUCAGCAAGCUGGACCCCAACAGCCUGGAGGUGAAUAGGAGCUGGGAGACCAGUAUCAGGAAGAACAGCGUGGCCAACGCCUUCGUCAUCUGUGGUCGCCUGUACACGUUGGCCAGCUACACCGCGCCCAACACCACCGUCAACUUCAUGUUCGACACGGCUACGGGUCAGGGAAAUCCGAUGUCUCUGCCCUUCAGGAAUAAGUACCGCUACAACAGCAUGGUGGGCUACAAUCCUGCCCAGAGAAAGCUGUACGCCUGGGACAACUUCCACAUGGUCUCCUACGACGUCACUCUGGGGCGCCAGUAGAGGAACUGAGGAGGGCUUCUCGUAGGAACCAAACACAGUUCACUGUCUCCUUUAAAGACUGACAGCUUUAGAGCAGCUAGCGUGGUAGUUAGUGGUUAUGUUCUUCACCACCUUCAUAAACGUAUUGGUCCUGUAGUUAGCUGAACUGGCCACAGCAACGAUUCAGACGAAGGGUUAUGAAUGUAACCCUCCUCCAGGCACUUUGUUUUAGUGGGAAGGUUUUUGCCGUGGCACAGUCCACAAAUAUUUUUCUAGAGGAAUUAUUUUUCUACCGUUUAGUGAUCAGAGUUGUGUCUUGAUGUAUAGUGUUGAGAGGUGGAACGGCGGG
Molecule: messenger RNA, 2050 nt
Organism: Esox lucius (northern pike)
Lineage: Eukaryota; Metazoa; Chordata; Actinopteri; Esociformes; Esocidae
Gene: myoc
Product: myocilin
Exons: 5
Coding region: 283-1722 (479 amino acids)
Biological process (GO): signal transduction; osteoblast differentiation
Cellular component (GO): Golgi apparatus
Source: RefSeq, a predicted model, not a curated record